AUGGACUCUAACUCUAAGCAAAACCUGAAGCAAAUCAACGAGUCCAUUGAGAAAACCUUAGCGCUUAUCCAUCAACUUACUCUUACUGUCUCUAACUAUGAUGAUGCUAUGCAAAUGUCACUCUUCCAACGCAUCAAUGGUCUUGUUGCGGAGCUUGACAACAUGGUGAAAUUGGCAGAAAACUGCAACAUUGAGGUUCCAAUGGAGGUUGUAAAUUUAAUUGAUGAUGGGAAGAAUCCAGAUUUAUUUACGAGACAUGUUAUAAACAACUGUAUUACAAAGAAUCAGAUCACCAAAGGAAAAACGGAUGCUUUCAAGGAUUUUCGCAAGCAUUUAUUUGAGGAAUUAGAGCAAAACUUUCCUGAUGAAAUUGAGACAUUUAGAGAGAGUCGUGCUGCUUCUGCUGCGGUAAGUUUGCAUUUGGCGCAGACACAAAGUGUAGAUCCUAAUGGAGAUGCAACGCUUAAUGAAAAGCAUUGA
Molecule: messenger RNA, 480 nt
Organism: Lathyrus oleraceus (garden pea)
Lineage: Eukaryota; Viridiplantae; Streptophyta; Magnoliopsida; Fabales; Fabaceae
Product: mediator of RNA polymerase II transcription subunit 10b
Exons: 5
Coding region: 1-480 (159 amino acids)
Biological process (GO): positive regulation of transcription by RNA polymerase II
Cellular component (GO): mediator complex
Molecular function (GO): transcription coregulator activity
Source: RefSeq, a predicted model, not a curated record